Molecule: messenger RNA, 213 nt
Organism: Entrophospora sp. SA101
Lineage: Eukaryota; Fungi; Glomeromycota; Glomeromycetes; Entrophosporales; Entrophosporaceae
Source: the annotation of a GenBank genome assembly
AUGAUCAACAAAAUACAGGGUUUAGAUAUUAAUAAAAGUGAAGAAAAAAUAGAAUUAAUCCAUGAUGAAGCAGAAGAAAAUAAUGUUGAUCACAAUGAUGAUGACGAUGUUGACAUACCUCCACUAGAAAAAGGGAGUGUGUGGUCAAAUAGAAUUACAACAAUUGAUAAAGGAAUUUGCUUGUUAUGGCAUAAUAUUUCUGCCCGAGAAUAA